Molecule: messenger RNA, 2118 nt
Organism: Uncinocarpus reesii 1704
Lineage: Eukaryota; Fungi; Ascomycota; Eurotiomycetes; Onygenales; Onygenaceae
Exons: 4
Coding region: 1-2118 (705 amino acids)
Biological process (GO): GPI anchor biosynthetic process
Cellular component (GO): endoplasmic reticulum membrane
Molecular function (GO): alpha-1,2-mannosyltransferase activity
Source: RefSeq, a predicted model, not a curated record
AUGCCUUCGUUGUCUUCAGAACCACCAGGCUCGCUGCGAGGCGAUGGACUGGAGCAUCCUCUCGAGUCGCCGUUUGACAAAUUGCGGCGGAACACUCGACAUGUGCGUCGUCACAUCCAGCAACGCAACUCGCGCGAUAUUCUCCUGUUCCUGGUCGGAUUCCGGAUCCUGAAUGCCCUGUGCGUCAGGACCUUCUUUCAACCGGACGAGUUCUUCCAGUCAUUAGAGCCAGCAUGGCAGAUCGCAUUCGGAGACGAGAGCGGCGCGUGGAUUACUUGGGAAUGGAAGCACCACCUCCGAUCUUCAAUCCACCCGUACAUCUUUGCGACCGUGUAUUGGAUUGCCAACCAGAUAGGCCAACAACUACAACUGUCACCCCUGAGUCGUGCCGAUCUUUUGAUAGCUACUCCUAAGGCUACACAAGGUGUUUUGGCCGCGUUGGGGGACUACUACACUUGGAGGCUGGCUGGGAAGGCCUUGGGGACCAGUGAUGAGAUUUGGUGGACUCUGGGCCUAACUGUCCUGAGCCCUUGGCAAUGGUUCUGCUCGACACGAACGCUGUCCAACUGUCUCGAGACAACCUUGACGGUUGCCGCUUUAUAUUACUGGCCCUGGGAUUGGAGCACUGCCGGUGGCUCGUCUGGUCAAGCUGCGAGACAACCGAAGACACUUGAACCAGAGCAGAGCCACCUACGGAAAUGUUUACUUUUGGCUGCCCUGGCGUGCAUUUUACGGCCGACCAAUCUCAUCAUCUGGCUUUGCCUGGUGACCUUUCCGUUCUUCACCAUCGGGUUCCGUGACGGAUUCCUGGCUAGAAAGCACGUGAUCCUUAUUCGAGAGAGCGGUUAUCCACUCUUGCUAACGACAGCUGUCCCAUUCACAUUAAUUGGUCUGGUCCGCGCGUUUGGACCUACAUUGGAUGAAUCAAAGAAGCUACAAGCAUCGAUGCGGCGGCAACUCGCAACUAUCUGCAUUGCAAUGCCUAUGAUCCUCUCUUUGAUUUCACAUAAGGAAGUCCGUUUCAUAUAUCCACUCCUCCCUUCCCUCCAUGUGCUUACAGCGCCGGUUUUGGCGAAAUUCUUCGGGCCGGCAAUUUCUUCGAGUUCUAGGUCGUAUGUCCCUCGCAGGCUAUUACUCAGUUUCCUCAUUCUGGUAAACCUGGUGGUUGCAAUUUAUACCACUAUAACCCACGCUUCCGGUCCCGUGAGGGUGCUUGAGUAUUUGAGGAACCAAAACGAACGGAUAGCCGCAGAAGUCGAUGCUCAGAAAGCCCUACCGCAGCCGCUUUUCACUUCCCACUUUUCUACCGCUAAACUUUCAAAGGGUUUGACUGUAGGCUUCUUGAUGCCAUGUCAUAGCACUCCAUGGAGGUCUCAUCUCGUCUUUCCAUCCAUCCAAGCCUGGGCAUUAUCUUGCGAACCUCCAGUUAAUUUUAACGAAUCGCAGCGUGCAGCAUACUUGGAUGAAGCAGACCAGUUCUACGCAGACCAGCAAUCGUUCCUACGCACAAACAUGGUUGGCGGACUGAAACAUCUUCCACGCACUCCAACCUACCAAAAGAGCCAACCCUCGGAUGACGCCAAUGCUGCCAAGGAGCACAAGCACAGCUGGCCUGACUACCUCGUGUUCUUUGCACAGCUGGAGCCGACAAUGAAAUCUCUACUCCGCGCAUCGUCGUACGCCGAGUGCUACCGCACCUGGAACACAGCUUGGCAUGACGACUGGCGAAGAAAAGGCGACAUGGUCGUUUGGUGCAUAGAUCCCGCCGCCCAGCGGGAGUGGCGUGAAAAGAAUCAACGAGUCCACCUUCACGAGGAUGGGUGGGAAGGACUGAUGAAGAGCAAGGCUAAGCAGGUUGAUAAAAUUAUCGAACAGUUGGGUAAAGAAAAGACCGGUGCGUGGAAUAGGAAGAGAAAGCAAGGCAAUGCAUGGAUUCCGACGUUCUCGCUGCAGAGAAGCUCCAGCUGGCAAUUUAGGAAGCCAUUCGCGAUGAUGGACUUGUCGUGGGGUGGAGGAGGGCGUAGGAGUUGGUACCGGACGUGGUCGUGGCCUUGGGAGAAGAGGCGGAAGCCGUCUUGGUCUCAGAUGAUCAGGGCGUGGUAUGAUAACAAAGAGUGA